This is a messenger RNA of Aspergillus glaucus CBS 516.65, 981 nucleotides long. RefSeq names its product DUF3632 domain-containing protein. Lineage: Eukaryota; Fungi; Ascomycota; Eurotiomycetes; Eurotiales; Aspergillaceae. Bases 1 to 792 code for a protein of 263 amino acids. The transcript is spliced from 3 exons. The record is from RefSeq and is a predicted model, not a curated record.
AUGGAGGGGGUUGUUGGUGGCCUGCCUACCCUCCUGGUCGCCCUUCUGGUUGCCGUAGCUUUGUGGUAUUGGCUUGGGCGAGCAUCGAGCUACGAGCCAGAGAAACCCGAUGUGGAAGUAUAUAUCAUUAUAUCUCUACAGCAAGCCACCGACAAGCUAGCGUCCAUCUCAUUAUCGGAUAAUGGUCUCAAUCUUACAUGGAACUUUAUUAUUACUUGUGUGCGUGAAUUUCCUGAACAUCAAGACAAGCUUGUCGAUGUACUAGUCUCCCUUUCAAAACUACCAGAUGCUACAACGGACCAAGGCGAGCCUCUUAAAAAGCAUGGAAUGCAAGUUUGGGAAGACUUGCCAAUGCUUGACUGGGACUUCCGCGAAGAGUGGGAUGUACGAUCUAUACCUUCUGGCCCUCCUGGCCGCCGACAAAAGGCAAUCUUGGACUUCAUCAACCUGAAUAAAUUUACUGCACUCCUUAUGGCGACAGAGGAACUCGUAUUCGAUUUCUCCUGGUUUGCGCUUAUAACUUUUCGCACUGCGCUCGAAACGCCGCCAAACCAAUUACCAGUAACGGACCCUCUGGACGCAUAUGUUCCUGCUGCGGUCGCCUGGAUUGAGACCCUAGGUGUAGGAAUAUAUGUAUGGGAUGAAGAACACGAGCAUAGACCUUUGUCCGGCGUUUCUGGGAAGGGAGGUCCGCUAUGGAAAGGGAAGCACGGUUUUUGCAAGGAGAGGUUUGGGGAGGUGGCUAGCAUGGACGACGAGCUUGGAGAGGAGGCGAUGACAGCAGCGAGAUAGGCUGAGCUAAUGAUGAGGGAUGUUGAGAAUGGGGAUGUGGAGGAGUAGAGAAAGAAGAUGGGCAAGGCAAUGCCAAGCUUAGCCAUCAUCUAAGUAAUAAAAUGCGUUAAAUUUACGCAGAAUAAAUACAUAAUAUUUUACUUCAGAACGACUAUCUGAGUUCUCCGAGGUCAUCUGAUUGUACUGGCC